This is a messenger RNA of Entrophospora candida, 206 nucleotides long. The record is from the annotation of a GenBank genome assembly. NCBI's taxonomy places the organism in Eukaryota, Fungi, Glomeromycota, Glomeromycetes, Entrophosporales, Entrophosporaceae.
CCUUCCAACUUGUAAUUUGCCUUAACUCAUGGAUGAUAAUUGAUAAGUUAAAGCCUAAACCUGAGUCUUGUUUAACAGAAUUCGAGACAGAUUCAUCAGAUUCAGAUCCCUCUGAAUCAAGUAACUUUGAUGCUUCAUCUGAUUCACCCGAUCCAGCCAAGAAAGAGCCACUCCAACCAGAGAAUCAAUCUAAAACAGAAAUAUAG